GUGAACGCUGCAUCAAAAGGACAUUUGCCCAUUGUUCUUUACCUUCUGACAAAACAGCAAGCCGACCCACUAGUCCGGAAUAAUUGGGGAGAGACUGCGUACGAUGUUGCUGCAGCCGUCUUCGAAAUCUGGGUCUGUGAGGUCCUCCAGCGAUUUGAAUCAGAGAAGUGGCGCGAUUCGAGCGUUGCUUACAACCCAUUGGGGGUACACACGACUGUUCCCUUGAUACUGUACGAAAAUCAGCGACUCGAUGUUCGUCUGAAGACGCUAGCGGUUUCGGGCGGUCGUCCCAGGUUCUCAGCUUCUGGGCUGGGUCGCCGCGGACGGCAGCCGCCAUUUGAGCUCGUCCUCCCCGUCGCCUCCGAGACAAGCGGGAAGAAGAUUGGCGCGUGGCGUAGCGACGUGCAACUUCCCCUGCGUGAGGACCCUUUCACUCUGCCGAAGCCAGGCUCAUCGCGAGAGGGAGCGGAGCGUAGUCAUUUCUGGCUGUCUGAUUGGACGUUAGACGUUACCCCUCCUGGUGUCGACGCUCAAGAAGGUUGGCAGUAUGCCCAUUCGUUCUCUGAUCCAGACGACCAGUGGGUUGCCGAGCCGCCUGCGCAGCUCGAACGUCUGCUCAACGGUAGUGGCGCAGUUGCGGUUGGUUUAGGGGGCGGAGGCUCUCGCAGCCGAAGCAGUAGCCACGGGAGCACUAGCACUAGCACGCACGCACCACAGUCGUGGGUGCGCCGCCGCCGGUGGGUGCGUGUAAUGCGGCGGAGACUCGAUAUACCUCCGCUACCGUUCCUCCUGCCUGAUGGCGCCAUGUACCAUCUGGCGGAUGGACAGCUUAUACCCUAUGUUGAGCACGAAGAUGGCGUCAGUGACUUCGGUGGCAGCGAUGGACAGGAGAUGAGCGCGAUGCCGGCUUCGGGACUGGGUUCGCAGGACUAUGUCGCGCGGGCGAGGUACUUGGUCGGUACGCCGCAUCCGGAUGACGACGACAUGAGCUCUGCGUUAGAGGCGAGACGGAUGAUUGCGAAGCUCGAGCGUGCUACGACAGAGCUUCGACAAGGUCUCCUUGGUGAUGACGAUAACGAGCGCAAGAUCCAGGCUGAGGUUCUUCUGAACGCCUACAACCGGGAGUUGGAACGGAGACGACUUGCUGCCGGUGCGCAAGGGCUGCUCAUCUCUGGCGACGACUAUAUCGAUCUCGACGACGAUGACGAUGAAGAGGAGUUCAUUUACCCAGGAGUUUCUCCUAUAGAAACCACUCGCGCACCGUCGAUACGUUCGACGACCACCGACUACUUCGGUCGCGCCACUAGCUCUAGAGGGCCCACAGAUCUUACGCCGCAUCUGUCACAGGCUCCGGAGUUCCGUGUGCCCACCCACGAAGCUCCCCAGAAGGUGCUCACGCCGCGAUGGUCAACGCCUUCCCCUCAUCAGCUUCACGCAACGUGGGAACGAGAUGAUCAGGUGUCGGAGUGUCGUGAAUGCCGUCGUCGCUUCAACUUCCUGAAUCGAAGACAUUGUCGUCGCUGUGGACGUAUCUUCUGUGACCGCUGUUCGUCGCAAAGGGUCCUUCUCGAUCCCUCCGACAUCGUACACGACCCAUCGUUCCCGGAGGCUCCUCCAUCGGCAACCCAGCAACGUGUUUGUCUCAACUGCUACGAGGAAGUCACGGCCACAGUUCCCAACGGCUUGGCGGCGUCACGCACGACGUCUUUGGAGAGGAUAUUCAUCGAUCAGAGGCGACUCAACAUACCGAGCCCUACUCGCGCCCAGUCCAGCUCGCAGCUGAGCGACCUUGCUGAAUGUCCCGUCUGCCAGCUUGCACUGUCUGAUCUAGGCCCUCCUUACGCCCAGGAAUCACAUGUGAAGAAUUGUCUGGAGGGCGGUACGGGCAAGCCCCCUCAGACCGCAAAGUACCUUGUGUACAAGCUUCCGGCGGAGAGCGCCCUCAUUGGAACGGAAUGUGUCAUCUGCUUGGAGGAGUUUGUCAAGGGAUCCACGGUGGCACGACUGAGCUGCUUGUGCAGUUUCCAUAACGCUUGCUUGUCGUCAUGGCUGCAGCGCGGACGGAGCUGCCCGGUCCACGCUCGUUGA
This is a messenger RNA of Dichomitus squalens LYAD-421 SS1, 2088 nucleotides long. Its product is annotated as FYVE-domain-containing protein. The annotation marks the transcript as partial. The transcript has 8 exons. Lineage: Eukaryota; Fungi; Basidiomycota; Agaricomycetes; Polyporales; Polyporaceae. The record is from RefSeq and is a predicted model, not a curated record. Gene Ontology annotation, molecular function: metal ion binding; protein binding.